GACAGGGCCCGGGGGCGGGGGAGCGGAAACACCGACCCUUCAACCCCCAAGGGAGCUCGGAGGCUCACACUGCCAGGCACCCUACAUCAAGGACGGGCUGAUGAUGGCAGGCGGGGAUCUGGGUCCUGGGCCCUCUUGUCGGAAGUGGCAAGAAGUGGGGAGAAGAGCUGGAACCUCCCUUCACAAUAUGACUUUUGAAUCCCACCACCACCAGGGGACUUUGUACAGCUGCCUGUGCCUGUCAUUCAGCAGCUCUACCACUGGGACUGUGGCCUCGCCUGCUCCAGGAUGGUACUGCGGUACCUAGGCCAGCUGGACGACGGAGAGUUUGAAAGCGCCUUGCGGGAGCUGCGGCUGACCAGGAGCAUCUGGACCAUCGACCUGGCCUACCUGAUGCGCCAUUUUGGCGUGAGGCAUCGCUUUUGUACCCAGACGCUGGGCGUUGACAAGGGCUACAGGAACCAGUCCUUCUAUAGGAAGCACUUUGACACAGAGGAGACCCGGGUGAACCAGCUGUUUGCACAAGCCAAGGCCUGCAAGGUGCUAGUGGAGAAAUGCACGGUGAGCAUCCAGGACAUCCAGGUGCACCUGGCUCAGGGCCAUGUCGCCAUUGUGCUGGUGAACUCAGGGGUGCUGCACUGCGACCUGUGCUCCAGCCCCGUCAAGUACUGCUGCUUCGCCCCCAACGGACAUCGCUGCUUCUGUCGGACCCCUGACUACCAGGGCCACUUCAUUGUGCUGCGGGGCUACAACAGGGCCACUGGCUGCAUCUUCUACAACAACCCAGCCUACGCGGACCGAAUGUGCAGCACCAGUAUCGGUAACUUUGAGGAAGCCAGAACCAGCUAUGGCACGGAUGAGGACAUCCUCUUUGUCUAUCUGGAUAGCUGACAUCAGGACCUGUUGUGCCCAGGUCCUCCCACCGCACGCUCUACCCCUGCCAGGCCCACUCAGGACACCCAGGCCUGGGGCUGCUGGGACUUGGAGCCUUAGGCUGUCUGACAAAGUGCCCCGGAAUUCUGGGAAACUGGCACACCUGUUUUGUCCGGCAGGGCUGUGUUGUCCUGCUGCUUACCCCAAGCACCUGUUGGCUGCUGGAGGCAUCUUCAGGCCGUUAGAUGGAAGCCUCGCUCAGGACAUCAAACCUGACUCCAGUCAGGCCCAGAGGAAGUGCAGGCCUAGGGGUGCCCUUGUUGCUUCCUAGAGAGAGACCCACAGCGAGGGGAGAGGCCUAAGUCGGUCACCCUCACAGACCUCAGGACUUGUCAGGGCAGCAUAUGUGGUUUAGAGGGUACGGAGGAACCUAACCCCCUGGGACCACGCUAAGCCCCGGCCUCCUGGAAGUGCUGCAGAGCUCCCUGUCCCCAUGGUGGAUGCCAUCACCACCGCCUCCUUCCUCUUCCCUCCCAGUGGGGGCACGUUUCAGUGACUGGUUACAAGGCCUCCGGCCCCUGUUGUGCAGCGUAGAUGCGCCUCAUAGCCACGCUGUUCGGCAGCGCCCUGGCCCCUGGGGAUGCCGGGGUCCCCGCAGCCUUCUGGGUACUCCGUUUCUAUAGGGUGGGGCCCUCGGUAGUGGCUGGGCCCAGUGGCCAGCAUCAGGGAGCUGCUUCAGGAAUAAACAGCUCUGCAGCCCCCUGGCCCCUCACUCACAAGGCCUGCUGACCCACCUAAAUCCUGACAGUGGAGGCCUCUGGAGUGGGGAGCCCCAAAGCCGUGAGCACGGGCAGCCUGCGGUCACCACCCCCACCCCUGGUUUUCACACCAAGACCUUUCACACAGAACACUGGGUCUCUUGUCCCUGAUGGACAUGAGCAGUGCCUGUCCAGGAUCGUACAGCACAUCCAAGGAGCACCGACUGGAGCUGGUUUCUUCGCCUUCUUGUUUUCUGGCAGAGGGGCAGUAGUGGUAGAGCAACAGUAUUUGUAUUUGUGGUACUGGAGAUUGAGCCCAGGGCCUUCACACUGAGCAGCGUCCCCAGCCCUUUUUUUAAAUUUUGA
Molecule: messenger RNA, 1997 nt
Organism: Fukomys damarensis (Damara mole-rat)
Lineage: Eukaryota; Metazoa; Chordata; Mammalia; Rodentia; Bathyergidae
Gene: Gucd1
Product: guanylyl cyclase domain containing 1
Exons: 6
Coding region: 289-891 (200 amino acids)
Source: RefSeq, a predicted model, not a curated record